Bathycoccus prasinos is the source of this 1254-nucleotide messenger RNA. RefSeq lists its product with no specific name. Gene Ontology annotation, molecular function: N-acetyltransferase activity. The transcript has a single exon. Gene Ontology annotation, cellular component: NatA complex; cytoplasm. The coding region runs from base 1 to 1254 and encodes 417 amino acids. The record is from RefSeq and is a predicted model, not a curated record. Gene Ontology annotation, biological process: mitotic sister chromatid cohesion. Lineage: Eukaryota; Viridiplantae; Chlorophyta; Mamiellophyceae; Mamiellales; Bathycoccaceae.
AUGGAGACUUUGCAAACGUCGUCGUCGGGAUUACAAACGACGACAACGACUCUCGCGCGCGGUAAAGCGUGCCGUCCAAAGCAUCGUUCGUUGCAACAUCAUCGUCGCGGUCGUCUUCAACAACAACCAAAAAUCGUUCACAUCGUAAAAGCCGACAACGAUCAUUCGUCGUCGUCUUCCAGUUCGCACACAGAAGGAGAAAAAGAAGGAGGAGAGGAACAGGACGUUUUCGCGGAGACGAGGAGGGAAAACGCGGAUAGUGCCUCGACAUCCGAAAUAGAAGAAGAAGAAGAAUCAACAGAAAAUACGAACAACAAAAAGAAACUUUGGGAGUGUUCGCAGUGCUUUGGAAACCAAAGCGUGUUAGUCUCUCAGUUGCGAGAUGUCUCGGAGGUUUUAGCGGACGGAUUUGGGAAACCAGCGGACGACUUACUCAACGGUUUGAUGCAAAAAACAAGAUGGAGCGCGGGGAAUUUCGCGUGCGUCAUCGCUCGACCGCGCGGCUCGCAACCGUACAAACCGUCCAAACGCUUGACCACGAAAAGCGUGCGCAGAAAAGGAGCGACGGCGGCGGCGGCGCAGGCUUCUUCGGCGAAUAAAGACAAGAAAAUGUUUCGAGACGGUAACGACAUAGUCGGUGCGUGUGACUUGACUCUCUUGCCUGCGUUUGGUCCGAAAGCUUCCAGAGAGUCGCGCGUGAAAAACGGGGUAAAGUUACUCCGACUCUCCAACGAGAGUAACUUUUUAUACUUGACUGGAAUGACGACGCGUUCGGCCAAUCGCAGAAUGGGCGUCGGUAAAGCACUGCUGGAAGAGUGCGACGUCAUCGCGCAAAAGAUGGAAAAGAGUCGACCAAAAUGCAUAGCUCUGCACGUUGCGAAAAAUAACGCCAACGCUAUCGGUCUUUACGAGAGUUGUGGCUAUAGAAUCGUUUCCGAAUCAACAAUGACAACGACAACGACAACAACAACAACAAAUGAUGGUAGUGGAGGAGAGAGGAGUAGUACGGGUAGUAGCGGGAGUAGUGGUAAAAACGACGAGAGCGGCGUGCCGCCGACGACGAGUCCUUCCUCUUUGGGCGAUAAGUUUAUGCAGUUUGCGAAUAAAUUUGGCGGCGGCGGCGGCAACGGUGGUGGUGGUGGUGGUGAAGAGGAAGUCCAUUUCAUGGUCAAAUGGAUACGACGAGACGUGAUCGAUGAGAAAGUGAAACGAAUGGACGAAACCGGAGUGUUGAAGGAGAUACCGACCUUGUGA